UUCAUAUUUUCUUUUACAUAUAUCCUGGAUCAGUACAAAGCUGAUUUACCACCUUCUUCAAAGAACUUCGCUAAACUGGAAUCCCUGUGACUUGAGACCAAUCUUCAUCUCGUGUAGAAGCUCUGUUUUUGGAGAAGAGGAAACAAUGAUGUAGCCUGACCUGCAACAUCAUCAGAAAAUACUGGGACAACGUUUCAAUUGCUCAAGACUUAUUACACAACCAUUUUCUCUGAUUCCUUACAGUGAUCACCAUCAGUGCAAUCUGCAAACAAAAUUAAGGCCCUAUGGAAAUGACUGUUGAGGUUGGCAGCAGCAGAAGAACCGUCAUAUUCAUAUUUUUCUACUUUUCUAUGAAACUCAUAACAUCAGAUGGAAUGGUUAAAGAUGAUGUGCACUCCAGCUUUGUCAAGUGGCGGCUACAGAACCCUGAACGCAGAGAGAUGCAGAGAGAGAUUUUAUCUAUUUUAGGCUUGCCCCAUAGACCAAGACCUUACUUGCAUGAGAAGAAGACCUCUGCACCAAUAUUCAUGAUGAAUCUCUACAAUUCAAUAAGUAUCAAUGAAGAGAGAAAAGAUAAUUUUCAGUACUUCAAUUUUUUUACCAAGUAUGAUCCUUCCCUUGUCCAUCUUCAUGAAAACCACUUUCUUGCUGAUGCAGAUUUUGUCAUGAGUUUUGUUAACCUAAUGGAGAAUGACACCAAAUUCUGUCACCAGUGCUACAGCAAAGAGUUUAGGUUUGAUCUUGCUGAUGUUCCAGUUGGAGAGCAAAUGAUGGCAGCUGAGUUGCGCAUAUAUAAAGAUCCAACCAACCAUAAUGAAACCUACCGGAUCAGCAUCUACCAAGUGCUUCGGGAACAUACUAGUCGGCUGUUAAAGCUGGACAGCCAAUUAAUCCAGCCAGGUGAAGAAAGUGGAUGGUUGACAUUUGACAUUACUGCAUCAAGCAAUGAUUGGGUAGUUAAUCCUCAGGACAACCUUGGACUACAAAUGAGAAUAGAAACUCUGGGGAGGAAAAGUGUUAAACCUCAAUCAGUGGGUCUAGUUGACAGAAAUGGACCACAGGAGAAGCAGCCAUUUAUGGUCGCAUUUUUUAAAACUGCAACAAUUCACCUACGUAAUAUUCGUUCUGUGAGCAGUAAACAUAGAAACCAAGAUAAAAAGGCAGUAAAGGAAAAAAACGUUCCAUUAGUCAAUAUUACAGAGAGCUUUAUGGGUAGCAGCCCUAGUAAUAGUGGGCACCGAUUCUUAAAACAGGCCUGCAAAAAGCAUGAACUGUAUGUGAGUUUUCGUGACCUUGGCUGGCAAGAUUGGAUAAUCGCCCCAGAAGGAUAUGCCGCUUACUACUGUGAAGGAGAAUGUGCUUUUCCACUCAACUCUUACAUGAAUGCCACUAAUCACGCAAUUGUUCAGACCUUGGUUCACUUCAUUAAUCCUGAAACUGUUCCAAAGCCAUGUUGUGUCCCUAAAGAACUUCAGGGAAUCUCUGUCUUGUAUUUUGACGACAGUUCCAAUGUUAUAUUAAAGAAGUAUAGAAACAUGGUGGUGGGAUCAUGUGGCUGCCACUAGAAUCACAGAUGAUGCAACUAAAACCUGGAAUCUGAAACUUGAUUUCAUGUUUUAUUUUUUAAGAGCCACUGCAUGUUUAUAUGGAAUUGUUUUCCUUAGACUUGGUAUUUUAUGAUGAAGAACAAAGCAACAUUAUGUUGUUUUUUUUUUUUAUAGAAACAACCUUUCAUAAGUUUUUUAUCAAAUGCAAUAUUACAGUGUUAAAUUCUGUAACUCAUAAAUGUAUAGUCGUGUUUAAAGGUUUAAUCAUGGUGAUCUGUCUUUUAUUGUAUAGAAAAUAAAAUAUCAUACCACACAUGAAAUAAAAAUGCACAAUUUCCAUGCAUCUUACCUCUAUUAUUGACAGAGCAGUCUCACUCUAAUCGAUUGUAUGUCUGCAAAUCCUGAUAUCCAUAUAGAACAUAUGUGUAACUAAUUCAAUUCCAAGGCAUAGCAGUCUUAAAGCACAAAGUUUGAACGCUCUUUAACAGAUUAGGAUGGGACCAGAAUUUAAACCACAUCAUGAUUAUUUAGGUCCUUUUAAGAAAUGUGUGAUUUUGGUUUAUUUUAUGUUUUAAUAAUUGUAAAUGGUGAUUGUCAAUCACUGGAUACAGCUUUGAUUUACAGUAGCAGAGCAUUAAACCCUUAAAAUGAAACUAAAUAUACUUUUUUGCAAAAAUAAUCCACACGCAUACACAAUUUUACCUUUUACAAAAAAUAAAAUAAAUUGCAUUGCUUUAAAGCA
Rana temporaria (common frog) is the source of this 2289-nucleotide messenger RNA. RefSeq names its product bone morphogenetic protein 7-like. Gene Ontology annotation, cellular component: extracellular region. Gene Ontology annotation, molecular function: growth factor activity; cytokine activity. The coding region runs from base 285 to 1565 and encodes 426 amino acids. The transcript has 3 exons. Lineage: Eukaryota; Metazoa; Chordata; Amphibia; Anura; Ranidae. The record is from RefSeq and is a predicted model, not a curated record. Gene Ontology annotation, biological process: SMAD protein signal transduction.